This is a messenger RNA of Saxophila tyrrhenica, 1185 nucleotides long. It is a transcript of the gene OLA1, whose product is annotated as Obg-like ATPase. The transcript is spliced from 3 exons. Gene Ontology annotation, molecular function: ATP hydrolysis activity; ATP binding; GTP binding. Gene Ontology annotation, cellular component: cytoplasm. The record is from RefSeq and is a predicted model, not a curated record. The coding region runs from base 1 to 1185 and encodes 394 amino acids. Lineage: Eukaryota; Fungi; Ascomycota; Dothideomycetes; Mycosphaerellales; Extremaceae.
AUGCCUCCGAAGAAGCAGGUGAAGGAGGAGAAGAUACUUCUGGGGCGGCCGGGCAACAACCUCAAGAGUGGGAUCGUCGGAUUGGCCAACGUAGGCAAAUCGACCUUCUUCCAAGCCCUCACAAAAUGCUCGCUCGGCAAUCCUGCAAACUUUCCGUAUGCGACCAUCGAUCCGGAAGAAGCUCGUGUCAUUGUGCCUGAUGAGCGGUUCGACUGGCUGGUGGAGCAGUACAAGCCCAAGUCGGUCGUACCUGCCAAUCUCACAGUCUACGAUAUUGCUGGCCUGACGCGAGGAGCUUCGACCGGUGCUGGACUCGGCAAUGCGUUCUUGUCUCACAUUCGCGCUGUGGAUGCCGUGUUUCAAGUGGUGCGGUGCUUUGACGAUGCGGAGAUCAUCCACGUGGAGGGUGAUGUCGACCCCAUACGCGAUCUGGAGAUCAUCAGCGAAGAGUUAAGGAUCAAAGACAUCGAGUUCGUAGAGAAAGCACACGAAGCUCUAGUCAAGCAGACGAGGCGAGGUGGGCAGUCGCUGGAGAUGAAGAAGCUGAAGGAGGAGCAAGCGACUGUGGAGAAGAUCCUGGAGAUGCUGAAAGCUGGCAAGGACGUCAGGAAAGGCGACUGGCAGCCGAAAGAGGUCGAGGUCAUCAACCCGCUCUUCCUGCUCACAGCCAAGCCAGUCGUGUUCCUGGUCAACCUCAGCGAAAAGGACUACAUCCGACAAAAGAACAAGCACCUGCCAAAGAUCGCCGAAUGGGUCAAAGAACACGCAACCGGCGACCCCAUCAUCCCCAUCUCUGUCUCAUUCGAAGAGCGCCUCACUCGUUUCGAGACCGAAGCAGAUGCGGCGGAGGAGUGCAAGAAGGUCGGUACGAAGUCUGCUCUUCCCAAAAUCAUCACGACGAUGCGGAAGUCCAUGAAUCUCGGAUCGUUCUUCACCACCGGUACGGACGAAGUGCGGCAAUGGACGAUACGGAACGGCACGAAGGCGCCUCAAGCUGCUGGUGUCAUUCACGGUGAUUUCGAGAAGACCUUCAUCCAGGCUGUGGUGUACAAUUACAACGUGCUCAAGGAGGAGGGUGAUGAAGCGGGCGUUAAAGCGAAGGGCAAGGUCAUGACGAAGGGGAAGGAGUAUGUGGUUGACGAUGGCGAUAUCCUGCUCAUUAAGGCUGGUGCUGCGAAGGCAUAG